AUGAUUGACGAGAAAGUGAUGACACACAUCGCUCAGCACUCAGACCAGUUAUUUAUCAUUUUCGAUGGAUAUGAUGAAUACAAAGACCACAAUGAAUUAUUGGGAGAUUUUGAAGGACAAUUUGAAAAUGAUACUAAAACCAAGAUGCCAGUAGCUGCUCUGAUCAGCAAAGUAAUCCAAAGGAAGAUCUUGCGCGACUCAGUCAUCAUAAUAACUUCAAGACCGGGCGAAGCCGACGAGUUGGACAAAAAACUCCAAUUUGACAGAUGUGUGGAAAUUACGGGAUUCUCAGACGAACAGGUCCUUCAAUAUGUUGAGAAGUAUUUUAACUCUAAACCAGAAGAAGUAAAAAAGAUGGCCAUGGAGAAAGUAAGAGCAACCGCACAUUACAUGUCAUUUGGUCGCGUCCCUCUGAGGUGUUUGUUCGUGUGCCAAGUCAUCGAGUAUGAAAUCCAAAAUAACAUUACUAGAGAUAAUUCAAUUCCUCUAAAAGUUACACAGUUUUAUUGUGAAGUUAUUAGAUGUCUAGAGAGGAACAAUAGAGAAAUCCGUAGUCUAGAUGAGGAAGCGAUGUUGUUAGCUGUUGAGAAAACUUUGGAUAAUUUUUCUAAACUAGCCGCACAGUUAGCUGAGCAAAAUCGUUUCACUUUUUCUCAAAAAGACUUAAAAAAGCUAAAAUUGCCAGAAGUUGAAAUAUCUUACCUUAAAUCAAGUAAUUUAAUAUUUUGUUAUCCUGUUGCCAGUGAUUCUCCAUUCCCACAAUCAACUCUUGAAUAUAGUUUUUCACAUUUAUCCAUUCAAGAGUUUUUUGUUGCUUGUCAUUUGGUAAAGAAGCGCGCAAUGGCGGCACAAGAAACCUCUGACAUGGUGCACAUAUUCACGAGUGGUUUGUUGGGUUUAGAUCAGGAGAACAACAACGAUAAAUGUAUGUCGAAAGUACUAAAGUCUGUAUGUAAACAAGGGAUGGGUUUACUGAGACAACGCGUUGUGUUAUUGCGCUGUCUCCAUGAGUACGGCCUAGAGAAAGAAUUCACACGACAAGAACUGACUACAAAUCGUGACUACAGAUACUGGAAUAGUGGUGGGUGGAUUGGAUUAGGUGGUGUAACCGACACGGACUGUGAUGUACUCGCUAUGUUAUUAGAAUCCACUGCUACAUCAAUAUCAUCACCACCAGACACAUUGUUCAUUGUUAACUCACAGAUAACCAUUACCAUGUUAAAUAGAUUGUUGUCAUCUCUUCAUUCAAACUCCACAAUCACUGUACUGGGGCUGAGGUCGUGUAGUUUGAAUGAUGAUCACGUAAAGUGUUUGUGUAAUCAUUUUAACAACACUCACAUCACCUCACUAAGCCUGUCUCACAAUAACAUAACAGAUGUAGGGGUGCAUCACAUUGUACAUAACAUAGCUAGUAAAAUAACCUUUCUAGACCUGCAAGAUAAUCCAGUAUCUGUAGAAGUUAGUAAGAGUAGUGAACAAUUCUGUCAGGAUAAUUAUCCUGGACUUGAGUUCUACAUAUAG
This is a messenger RNA of Exaiptasia diaphana, 1521 nucleotides long. RefSeq names its product NACHT, LRR and PYD domains-containing protein 12. The record is from RefSeq and is a predicted model, not a curated record. The transcript has a single exon. The coding region runs from base 1 to 1521 and encodes 506 amino acids. Gene Ontology annotation, molecular function: protein binding. NCBI's taxonomy places the organism in Eukaryota, Metazoa, Cnidaria, Anthozoa, Actiniaria, Aiptasiidae.